Messenger RNA from Diuraphis noxia (Russian wheat aphid), 2202 nucleotides. RefSeq names its product E3 ubiquitin-protein ligase RMND5A-like. The record is from RefSeq and is a predicted model, not a curated record. Gene Ontology annotation, biological process: proteasome-mediated ubiquitin-dependent protein catabolic process. NCBI's taxonomy places the organism in Eukaryota, Metazoa, Arthropoda, Insecta, Hemiptera, Aphididae. Gene Ontology annotation, molecular function: ubiquitin protein ligase activity; protein binding. Gene Ontology annotation, cellular component: GID complex; nucleus; cytoplasm.
CGUUGAACAAACAACAAUGUCUUUGGCACUUCGCACUUGGUAGUUGUGUACAUAUUCUAUAUAGUAUAUUCUAUAAUACUACAAAUCAUGAUUCGUUCUCUGUCGUUGGCCUGCUUGUCCAUGAACUCAUGGAAAUAUUGAUGAAAACAUUGAAAACCGUAACGAUUAUAUUGAGUAUAAUAAUUUUGUACUGCUGGACGGGUGCCGGAGGGAUUGUCGACUGUCAAUUAUUGCUUUAAUCGCUGAUUUAAUAUGCUUAUAAUUAUAAUUAAUUAAAUAGAUAGUAUGGUACUAUUCUAUUGUAUUGCCAUUUAUUCCGAACGUUGAACAGAUAAUAUUUUUUUAACGCCGUAUUAGCAUAAUCUGAAUAGAAGGGGAAAAGUUUGAAUAUUUCAUCGGAGUUCUCCAUUUAUAUACGUUUUAUUUCGCGUCAAACAUUGUAAAUGCAAUCAUAAAAUAUUUCAAAGCGUAAUAGUUGAUGAACAUUUUCGCCUUAAAUCUAUAAUCAUUUAAGUAGACUAUUAUCUUGUCUAGCAAAAGUAUAUAUUGCUGUUGUAACAAUUUUCAUAUUCGGACAGUGGUAUUCAGAAUCAAGGUUCUAGAAAUGGAUGCGUGCUUAGCUGUUGAUCGUGAGGUCGACAAAGUAUUGUCGAGGUUUGAAGACAUGAGUAAAAGUUAUAAUGUUGUAUUGCAGCAAUUGAUUGAUAGCCUGGAAAAAAUACAAAAUGAUUGGCAAACAAAUGCUAUUAAAGACGAAAAUAAAAAGUCAUCAAUUAAUGAAAUAUCAAAUUUAAUUAAUAAAUCAAAAGAAAAAACACAACAAUUAGCUAUUGAACACCGAGAACUUCAUAGUACUGUAUCAAAAGUGGGAAAAGCAAUUGACAGAAAUUUUGUAUCAGAUUUUAACGCAACUUGUAAAGAGGAUAUUUUUGAUGAUCCAAAAAAUGUUACAUUUCUAAACUAUAUUAUUUGUCAACAUUUUUAUAGACAAGGAAACUUGGAUAUUGCUGAUGAACUUGUAAUGGAAUCUGGAAUAGUCAUGGAGCCUAGCAUAAGAGAACCAUUUGCUAAAUUGAAACACAUCAAAGAGUCAUUAAUCAAAAAAAAUAUUAACCCAGCUUUAGAAUGGGCAAAAGAAAAUCGUGCAGUGUUAGAUACUCAGAUGUACCCUCCAUACCCAUUGGUUAAAAGGAUUUCAUCGGCUUCAAAUUUGCCGAUUCGUAUUCCAUAUCAUGCAAAAAGAACUAAAUUUUCUGGUGGCAUAAUGAAACCAAGGCCAAAGACAAAAAAGAUCAAGAGAAUGGAAUUGGCAAAGAAAAUAAUGCARCAAUUUUAUAAGAGUUCUGCUCUUGAAUUUAAGCUUCACCAACUUGCGUUUUUAUCAAUUAUUCAAAAGGGUGUAGAAUAUCAAACUGAAGCUGUUACAUAUGCCCGAGCUAAUUUUAGUCCAUUUGUUGACAAAUAUGAAAAAGAAAUUCAAACUAUGAUGGGUAUGCUAUUGUUUAUUCCACAAGGUAUCAAUAAAUCACCAUACUCAGAUAUGGUUCAAGAAAAUAUGUGGGAUGAAGUAAUUGAAUUAUUUACGAGGGAUGCUUGUACUUUACUCGGAUUAAGUUUUGAUAGCUUACUGAAUGUCAGUGUUAAUGCUGGUUGUGCAGCUCUCCCUGCACUUUUAAAUAUCAAACACGUAAUGACACAGCGGAAAGUGAAUGAUAUUUGGAAAGGAAAAGAUGAAUUGCCUAUUGAAAUUGACUUAGACUCGGAGCAUAGAUAUCAUUCAAUGUUUGCAUGUCCUAUUCUCAGACAACAAAGUUCAGAUACCAACCCUCCUAUGAGACUUAUUUGUGGCCAUAUUAUAUCCAAAGAUGCUUUACAUAAAUUAGGAACCUCAACUAAGUUGAAGUGCCCAUAUUGCCCAAUGGAACAAAGYUCAUCAGAAGCCAAACACAUAUGUUUUUAGGCAUAUUUACCACUAAUCAUUCAAUUAAAAUUGUAAAUCUAUUAUUAUCGUUAUAAGCAAAAUGUAUCGAUUAAAACUUAAGGUAUGCUUUUCAACUUAAUAACUAUUUCUUUUCGAUCAUUAUUCAACAGAAAAAAAWAUCAUUAGAUAUUAAUGAAAAGUUCAAUUAGAUGAUAACUGUAUAAUUUAUGUAAUGAUUUUUAUAAAAAUAAGUAGACGACAACUUUCUAAUAAUAUUAUAC